Linum trigynum is the source of this 2305-nucleotide messenger RNA. Lineage: Eukaryota; Viridiplantae; Streptophyta; Magnoliopsida; Malpighiales; Linaceae. The record is from the annotation of a GenBank genome assembly.
UAUAACGAAAUUCUUUAUAUAUAUUUUAGUAGUUAGCAUAUUUUAAAUCCUUGUUUUAUCAAGCUUCUUAAAAAUACUUAAUGGAUAGUAAAAUUCAAUAAUAUGUUCAAGAUAUUAGGAAAUUUCUCAAGUCAAAUUAAUAAUGAAUUAGCAAGCCCUUACCUCGCAAAUAUCGCGAGGUAGUCCCAAGCCAUGGAAGUCGUCGCUAGAACUCGAAAAUCCCACCGAUCUAACAUCGGAUUCCGCCAUAGGUUCAUAAAGGCGAAUUACCAGUUGGAGCACCUACCUGGGGUUCUCUUCCGAGUUCGGACUUAAGUAACUAAGGUGCGUGGUUAAAGGGGGCUAGAUUUAAGUUUCAAGUUAUGUGUAUGUUUCUCUAUGCUUUCGAUUAUGGAUGUUCUACUGGUUUUAGAUGUUUAAGUUUCAAGCUAUCAUGGUUGCACGUUAACAAGCAAGAUCAUGUUUUAAAACUUAACUAACUGGCUGCGCACACGACCACCUUUCUUCCCAUAGUGAGGAAGUUUAUCAAGUUUAUCAGGUUAUCAAUCUUAUCAGGUUUCCUUCCCAUAGUGAGGAAGUUUAUUAGGGUUAUCAGGUUAUUGAUCUUAUCUGGUUCUCUUCCAAUUGUGAGGAAGUUUAUCAAGUUUAGGUGGUCGAACAGUGGCGCCAGUUAGGUUGAGUUCGGGGCCCCUUUCAAGCAAGCUAAAUGAGAUUUCUUUAUCACGCGUAUUCCAGUUCUUGUUUUUGUUCCUCCUAAGUCGUUGAGUAGUUAUCACGUUAUUUUAAGAUAAAUUGCACCUAGGACUGACCCCACACCCGCACUCAGGAGCUACUAGGGAGCAGGAACGCACAAACCAACCGCUGGAACACCAUUGCUGCUCAGGAUGUCAUCAGAAGGGUUAGUGGCCGAAAAAGCUUCACCAAAGGCACCUUUUACUUAAUGAAUUUCCUUUUAGUAGACUUGAGACAGAUGCUCGUUUGUGUUGAAUUUACAAGGAUUGUUCUUUUUGAGAUUUGGAUUUUUGUUAUGGAUAAUUUUCCGUUGUUUCUCCUUUUUCAAGACAAAUGAUUUAUUUUGAUUCUCAAGGGCAUUUUGGUAAAUUUAAUGAGCGGCCGGUCUAGGGUGUUACAUUUUGGUAUCAGAGCCUGGUCUCCCUCUAUCUUACCUUAUGUAGGAGUAUGAAUGGUGAAAGCUCUCAGCAAGUUGGUCGGCACCCACCUCCGAACUAUGUUGCACUUAGGAAGAUGGGUGUUAAGGACUUUGAGGGAUCCUCCGACCCUGAGGUGGUUGAUUUAUGGCUGCUGAAGCUCGCUCGCACCCUAGACGAGCUGCGCAUCGAUAACCAUGAGGACAGAAUCGCCAUGGCUGUCCACGUGCUCCAGGGAACUGCUAGAGAUUGGUGGCACCUCCAACCAGAGAGUGAAGUUGUACCGAUAGAGAUCACCUGGAACCAGUUCGUGAAGAUGUUCCUUGAUGAAUACAUUCCCCAAACAGUCCGGGACGAUAAGAGAGAAGAUUUUAUGAGGCUGAAGCAACACAGGGGGCAGAGUGUCACGGAAUACACAGAGUUGUUCAAGAAGUUGAACAAAUAUGUUGAUCCUGUGUAUCGGACUCCAGCAGGGGUGCGAGAUCGCUAUAUCCAGGGUUUGAGGGCGGAUCUGAAGAAAUGUAUGGGAGAAGCGGAAAGGGCAUCUCAAGCCACAGCCUAUCGAGCUGCUCUCCGCAUUGAGAGGGAUGAGAAGACAGCCUAGCAGAAGAGGGCUAGCAGACUGGAUACUAGGACAAGGAAGGAGUCCACCUACUCUGGAGGUCAGAUGCACUCAAUCCAGCCUAUUAAGAGGGGGCUAGGUCCUUCACUCAGCAGAAGUCACAGAGCCAGGCGAGCUCCACCCAGACUACACCCGCACAGUACCAGAACCCGUUCUGUCAGAAAUGCUUGAAGUAUCAUCCGGGAGAGUGCAUACGUCAGCCAGGCCUUUGUUUUCAUUGUGGCCAGCUAGGUCAUAUCAAGGCAAACUGUCCUUGAUACACAAGGGUGAUGUUAGGUGCCUCAGUUACUAGAGGGAGAGCACAGUCAGCUGGGAGGUUCAAUGGAAAGGCAGACAAUGUCAGCAGAAACAACAAUAGCUACCACCAUCGUGCUCUGACUCAUGCGUCCAAUGCUGGUGGGCAACCUAGGAUAUUUUCCAUGAGGAGAGAAGAGGCCAACACAACCCCAGAGGUUGUGACUGGUACGAUUUACAUUCAUGACCGUCCUUCUUUUGCUUGAUUGAUCCUGAGGUUCUACGCAUACUUUUAUAUCUA